AUGGGACAGCGACAGUGUCGUAGAGUGGGAGUUGAGGGAGGAGGUGAGUGUGUGCACGGGAUAAAUCCCGGAGCAACACCGACACCCACCGACCACAAGGCGGAGCUCCAUCCUCGGCCUGACGAGACGCCUGUGGACAUCGGUGAGAGAGGCGGGCAGAAAGAAAAGAGACAGAAAAAGAGGAGAUUUCGGAAGUUUGCCUCUUUUUUCUUUUGUUCGUCGCUCCCCAAAUCCACCAAAGCUCAGGAUGAGCAGGUGGAGCAGUGUGAGGUGGACCAGGACACUGGUAAAACCCCAUCCAGGAGGUGUACUGAUGAUCAGACUUCUUUACAGGACACCAUCUUUACUGUAGAGGACAAUGAUCAUCAGGAACCUCCUUCCAGUUGUCCUGAAGUCCCUCACACUGCCGAAAACCAGCAAGUGGAGGACACCAAGCCUCAAGAUCAGGACAGUCCAGCCUGUACAUCAUCAGGUGACACUGGAUCACAUCUGCUGAGACAGCUGGACUCUGACAAGAUUGUGAGGACCAAGGAUCCCAUUUGCUGGAAAUAUGCCAUUGGCAAGAAAUUGGGGGAAGGAGGAUUUGGCUCUGUGUUUGAAGGGACCCGUUGCAAGGACGGCCUCAUAGUAGCUGUGAAAUUCACAGCGAAGACAGGGAACGAGACAUACAUCAACCUUCCUGACCAUCCAAGACCUCUUCCACUUGAGGUGGCCCUGACAGUAAUGGCUAAUCAAGGCCCACACUGUAGCCAUAUUAUUAAGCUGCUGGAGUGGCAGGACCAUCUCGACGAGUACAUCAUGGUCCUAGAACGGCCCUUACCCUGCAUGAACAUGCACAGCUUCUGGAAGCUUUCCGGAAGCUGCUUCAGUGAGAAAUUGGCCCGUCAUUUCAUGUGGCAGGUGACUGAGGCUGCUGUCCUGUGCUGUACCAGGGGUGUCCUACACAGAGACAUCAAAAUGCAGAACCUCCUGGUCAACACAAAGACCCUGGAGAUCAAAUUGAUAGAUUUCGGCUGCGGGGACCUCAUGAAACGCUCCGCCUACAAAAACUACUCUGGCACAGAAAGCUAUUGCCCUCCUGAAUACUUCGAGAAGGGCAAGUACCAUGGGAAGAAGGCAACGGUGUGGUCGCUGGGGGUGCUGCUGUUUGCCAUGAUCGGCCGCCGUUUACCAGACAGAGGAGAUAUCGCUUCGAUGGACUCUGAUGUCUGGUUCAAGCCGAACGUCUCAGAUGAAUGCUGCCGGUUUAUUCGAGGUUGCCUGAAGAGCAACCCAAAGCAGAGACUCCGUCUGGAUAAGAUGCUCUCUCAUGACUGGUUAAGGUACAGUGUAAAGACGAGCUAAAAUGAUUUUGAAGAUAUAUGUACAUUACAUUUUUGUUAACUUAGCUUGAUUAUCUGAAUAUGGACAUCAGCUUCUUUACAUUACCAUUCAGUACCUGCUGUAACUGUCAUAUACCCAAUCCUUAUACAUGGCACAGAUGUAUUUUUUAUACCUUAUGAAAAAUGCUUUCUAAUUGUUUUUCAGGUCAUGGAAAGGGUUGCGUCUGGUGGGCUGAAACAGAAGACCACUCCAUCUCUCCAGCCUCAGCGUCUUGCGGGGCUGGCUGGCCUUGGUUGCGUCUGGCGCCUUGGCCUGAGGCGGUAGUUUUAGCGUCUUGCGGAACUACUUGCCUAGGGAUGUGUGCUUCUUGUAAAUAGUUAGUUUAGUUUUACUUAGUUAAGUUAGCUCCUCCAUCUCUCCAGCCUCAGCGUCUUGCGGGGCUGGCUGGCCUUG
Messenger RNA from Pimephales promelas (fathead minnow), 1776 nucleotides. Lineage: Eukaryota; Metazoa; Chordata; Actinopteri; Cypriniformes; Leuciscidae. The record is from RefSeq and is a predicted model, not a curated record.